Molecule: messenger RNA, 1272 nt
Organism: Blepharisma stoltei
Lineage: Eukaryota; Ciliophora; Heterotrichea; Heterotrichida; Blepharismidae
Source: the annotation of a GenBank genome assembly
AUGUCAACAGUCGGAAAAGGAAAAGGAAGCAGAGGAAAGGCAGCAAGCGCAACUAAGACCUCAAGAUCCCAAAAAGCAGGUCUUCAAUUCCCAGUCGGUCGUAUUUCAAGAUUCAUGAAACACGGAAAAUAUGCAGAAAGAGUAGGAGCAGGAGCACCAGUUUAUCUUGCAGCAGUUCUUGAAUACUUACUACGUCUCUCUAUUUGAUAUUUGGAUAAAUUAUUUGUAAGCAUAAUUAUUUUUUUUCUACUUAUAUUCAAUAUAAAUUUAUUUAUGUAAAAUUAUUUUAAAAAAUUUAUAUUUUUCUCUCGCAGAGUUAUAGCUCAUGAACCUUUAUGGAUCGAACUCAUUGAAAAUGUAACCGCUCAAUGAACUCCACAUUAGACCAAAUCCCUCACUAUUUAGAGAAAUAUUCAGAUUAUAAAAAAAUUCUCUAGUUCAAUAUUCUAUUUUUUUUUAAAUCAUUUUAAAAAUAUUUCUAACAGUAGUAUGAAGCUCGGCAAAAUAAGGCAGGGCAUUAUUUUAAAAUCAAAACAGCCCUUCUCUCUUCAUGCUUUAAAAGUGGGUAAUUUCGCGGCAAAAUGGCUUUGGCCCAAUUUGGUAAUUCUAAAAGGGACUAGCCAAAAAUGGUUGACAAAUGUAACCAAUUUGACAAGUAAACGAGCCAAUUUUUAAAAUGGGGCUUAUCAUUAUUUUUUUGAACUAGUUUAAAAACUAGAGAAUUUUUAUUAUAAUCUGAAUAUUUCUCUAAAUAUUGAGGGUCUGGUCUAAGAUGUACAAGAUGCGAAGUCCAUUGAGCGGUUACAUUUUAAAUGAGGUCAAUCAAAAAGGCUCAUGAGCUAUAGCCGCUGAAGUCUUAGAACUUGCAGGAAAUGCAGCAAAAGACUAACCCAUUGAAGCAAAUUUUAUAAUAAAUAUUUAAAUUAUUUUUAAUAUUUUUAAACAUAAAUUGUCUAUUUAUAUGAGGAGUAAGGUCGACAUAUGAAAAUAUACAAAUUAAUUUAUUUUAGCAAUAAAUAUAUUUAUAAUAGAAAAUAUUGCAAAAUGAUUUUUUUCUUAAAUUAAAAAAUAAAUUUUCAAUCCGCACCUUACAAGAAAACUAGAAUUGUUCCAAGACACAUUCAAUUAGCAAUCAGAAACGACGAAGAACUAAACAGACUUAUGUCAAACGCAAUUAUUGCUAGUGGUGGUGCAGUACCAUUCAUCCAUCAAGCUUUAUUACCAGUACCUGGUAAAGACGAGAAAGAAGGAGGAGCAACCCAAGAGCUAUAA